AUGGCAAGAAUCAAAGCACCUGCAGAGCUGCCGGAGCUGGUAAGAGCAGCCUUCAGCAAGGCUCGCUCGUCUGGCGAUCUGCACUUCUUCCCAACCCAAGUCACUUUGCUCAACGUCGACUCCAUCCCCUUCCAGCUACGCUUCUCCCCCGCACUGGCAAACAAGCCCAAGGGCCCCCCCCGCGAUCCCACCACCACACCCCAGAAGCCCUUUGACCCCUUUGAGAACCCCCCAGCCGCUCUCAAGGUGGCAGAUCUCGGGACUGCGCACUUCCUCGUCCUCAACAAGUUCGCCGUCGUCCCGGAGCAUUUCAUCCUCGCCACCACACCCUUCAAGCACCAGACCCACGUCCUCGAGCCGGACGAUCUGGAGGCGACCCUCGCGUGCAUCGAGGCUUACGAUGCCGUCGCGGAGACGGAGGAGGGAACUUCUUCUGGUGGUGGGAAGUCGGAGCAGGGGCUCUACGCCUUCUUCAACUGCGGCGACCACUCGGGCGCGAGCCAGCCUCACCGGCAUAUCCAGCUGCUGCCCAUCGCCCGCAUGAGGGACGGUCUUGACGGGCAGUCAUCGGCUUGGGAUGUCAUGAUCGACCGCCUGGAUACGUUCAAGCCCCCCUUUUCAAUCUUCUCAGAGGCCAUAAGGCUGGGCAUGUCCGGCGAGGAGCUCCACCAGACAUAUCUACGACUGUACCGACGAGCAUGCCGCGCUGUGGCUGUCUACGCGGGUGGCGGCGCAGCAGCAGCAGCCCAGGACGCUCCCUCUCAGGGCGAGACCUUGAUCAGCUAUAAUAUGGCCAUAACCAGAAACACCAUGGCUAUCGCCCCGAGACUCGCCGAGGGUGCCAAGAUCCUGGGGCCCGACGGCCAGAACUUGGGAUUCGCAGCGCUGAACGGCACAGUCCUGGCUGGGACGGCGCUCGUCAAGAACGAGGUGGAAUGGGAGGCAUUUAUCAAGGACGCGAAGGGGCUACGUGAUGUUCUCAAAGCGAUCGGGAUCCCGCAAGAGGGACCGUAG
This is a messenger RNA of Clonostachys rhizophaga, 1014 nucleotides long. Lineage: Eukaryota; Fungi; Ascomycota; Sordariomycetes; Hypocreales; Bionectriaceae. The record is from the annotation of a GenBank genome assembly.